AUAUUGUGUAACCUAAUCAAGCUUGGCAUUCCCUAUAUAGGUAUAAUAGUAGCGAAUUAAAUAUGCGAGCGAGCAACUCACUUCUACAGUUCUUAUAUUUGUUUCAGUAAGUCGCGUAGUAUCUAUAGCCCUGAUGGCUUAUUUGUUCCCUUACUGGACCAUCCUAGCUUGCGGGAUCCACAUCCUUGUCAUGGCUGCCUGGAUCCAGAUCUUCGAACAUCCAACCUUCUGUUCACACAACAGAAUCGCUGAGUACGCAUUUUCUUUAGCCCUCGGAGCAGUCUACCUGUUCACUUAUAUACUAUCUGUCGAAGCACGAACAAGAUACCGGUAUGCAAUAUAUUAUACUACUUGCCUACUCCAAAAUAUCACUUGUGGCGCCCUCUGGUUUGUCUAUGCCACCAAUGACUUGAUAAAUACUGUGUACUUUUUACCACUCUUGUUAUUAACUGUUAUACCAUACGUUAUUGGUUUGAUAAUUAUGGUUGUAUAUUAUCUAUUUUUUCAUCCAAGAGCAAGGAAAUGUGGCAGAGAUAUAAUUGUAUCGUUUAAAGCUGGUGACCAACUCUCCGAAAUUAGAUAACAUACGCAUUUAUAAUGUACUUAUAAGUAGUUAAUAAUAUCGAGUACAAAUUGUUUUUUAUAUGAGUAUUUACUCUUUUAAAUGGCAAUUUAUUCCUCCUUUUUGGGAGUUGCCAGUGUCGUGUCAAUUUAGCGUAGUUUUAUAUGUGUCCACUAUGAAUAGUUACCAUAGAGCAAGAAGUAUUGUUUUAAAGUGUAUGGUAUACCUACACUUUUUUGUAUUAUUUAUUUUUACCUAUCGUCAUUCAAAUUGUUACUACAGUACGAUCGCCGAACAGAAAACAUUUCGUAAGUUGACCUUUGUGCCUAUCGAUAGAUAUCGUAAACAUUUUAGGUUCACUUUACUGUGAUUAAAUUGGCUAGAUACAUCAGUGCGAGCGCAAUAGAAAUAUGUUUGCGCACGAAACUUUCUCUGUUUAGCGUCCGUACUGUAGAAAACAGCUUACGUAAUAAUGCUCAAUUUCUUUAAUAUUUUUUUUUUAUUUUCUUAUGAGGGGAGAGAAUUUUUAUUAUGUCAUUGGGAAAUUAAGUGUUGAGCAUUGAUAAAAUGACCUUUAUUACUUAAUGUGGACUUCAUGACGUACAGUGAACUUCAAAUACAGAACGGCUUUAAAUUACAGAUAAACGAUUUUAAGUUUUAUCGUAUUGAAGGUAUGGUUCUGAAUCUGACUUAAAUAUGUAUUAAACAUAUUAGCACUCUAAUGACGUCUCUUUCUGAGACAGUUCGUUA
Diatraea saccharalis (sugarcane borer) is the source of this 1312-nucleotide messenger RNA. NCBI's taxonomy places the organism in Eukaryota, Metazoa, Arthropoda, Insecta, Lepidoptera, Crambidae. The record is from the annotation of a GenBank genome assembly.